AUGCCCUCCCCGUCAAGCCCAGAUGAGUUGGUUUUCUUUGUCAAUGGGAGGAAGGUGAAAGAGAGGAAUGCUGACCCUGAAGUGACGCUGCUGACCUUCCUACGAAAGAACUGGAUCCUUUGUCUCACAGGCACCAAGUAUGCCUGUGGAACAGGAGGCUGCGGUGCCUGCACUGUGAUGGUGUCGGAGCACGACCCCAUAACCAAGAAGAUAAGGCACAUCUCUGUCACUGCCUGCCUGGUGCCCAUCUGUUCUCUACAUGGAGCUGCUGUCACCACCGUGGAAGGUGUGGGAAGCAUCAAGACACGAAUUCACCCCGUCCAGGAGAGGAUUGCCAAGAGCCACGGGACCCAAUGUGGCUUCUGCACACCUGGGAUGGUGAUGUCCCUUUAUACACUGCUCAGGAACCACCCGGAGCCCUCAGAGGAGCAACUCGUGGAAGCCCUGGGGGGUAAUCUGUGCCGCUGCACCGGGUACCGGCCAAUUCUCGAGAGUGGGAAGACCUUCUGCACGGGGUCAAAUGGUUGUCAGCAGGAAAAGCCAGGAAAAUGCUGCCUGGAUAAGGGAGAAAACGAUUCCUCUGCCCUGGACACCAAGAACCACAUGUGCACCAAGUUAUUUUCGAAGGAGGAGUUCCUGCCUUUGGAUCAGACCCAGGAGCUCAUCUUCCCCCCAGAACUCUUGAGGAUGGCGGAGAACCCAGAGAAACAAACGCUGACCUUCUGCGGAGAGCGAGUGACCUGGGUCUCCCCAGGGACCCUCCCGGCACUCCUGGAGCUGAAAGUGAGCCACCCCGAAGCCCCUGUCAUCCUGGGCAACACCUCACUGGGCCCUGCAAUGAAAUCUCAAGGACAUUUUUACCCCGUUCUCCUCUCUCCUGCUAGGAUCCCUGAGUUGAGGAUGGUGACAAAAACAAGUGAUGGUCUGACAAUCGGGGCUGGCUGUAGCCUGGCCCAGGUGAAGGACAUCUUGGCUGAGAGCAUAGCUGAACUCCCAGAGGAGCAAACACAGACCUACUGUGCCCUGCUGAAGCACUUGCGGAGUCUGGCGGGUCAGCAGAUCCGGAAUCUAGCGUCUCUAGGGGGACACAUCAUAAGCCGCCAUCAUUUUUCAGACCUGAAUCCUAUUCUUGCUGUGGGCAACGUGACUCUCAAUCUGAUAUCUGAAGAAGGGGCGCGGCAAAUUCCUCUCAACGAGUCUUUCCUUGCCCGGUUGGCCAGCGCGGACCUUAAGCCAGAGGAAAUUUUGGAAUCAGUGUACAUUCCUCACUCACGCAAGUGGGAAUUUGUGUCAGCCUUCCGGCAGGCUCAAUGCCCUCAGAAUGCCUUGCCUGAGGUGAGUGCUGGCAUGCGCGUCCUGUUCAGAGAAGGCACUGACACCAUUGAGGACCUGAGCAUGGCCUAUGGAGGCCUGGGGCCCACCACAGUCAGCGUACAGAAAUCCUGCCGCCAGCUCCUGGGGAGGCGCUGGGAUGAGCUGAUGCUGGAUGAGGCUUGCAGGCUGCUUCUGGAUGAGGUCUCCCUCGUGGGUUCGGCUCCGGGUGGCAAGGUGGAGUUCAAGAGGACUCUGUUGGUCAGCUUCUUCUUCAAAUUCUACCUGGAAGUUUUGCAGAAACUGAAGACUCUGGUGAAGCACCCUGGGCCAUCCUCCUCUGGCAGCCGUCAUCCCCCUGAAAUUCCAGACUGGUUCCUGAGUGCCCUAGAAGAUUUCCCAGUCACAAUGCCACAGGGAAUUCAAGAGUUUCAGAGUGUGGCUCCUCACCAACCUCUCCAAGAUCCCAUUGGACGCCCCAUCAUGCACCUGGCAGGUCUUAAACAUGCCACGGGCGAGGCCAUAUUCUGCGAUGACAUCCCUAUGGUGGACAAAGAACUUGUCAUGGCUUUGGUGACCAGUACCAGGGCUCACGCAAAAAUCAUAUCAAUUGAUUUUUCUGAGGCCCUUGAACUUCCAGAGGUGGUUGAUGUAAUAACAGCUGACGACAUUCCAGGCACCAAUGGUACUGAAGAUGACAAGUUGUUGGCCGUCAAUGAGGUUCAUUGUGUUGGCCAGAUCAUCUGCGCUGUGGUUGCAGAGACAGAUGUGCAGGCAAAGCGAGCAAUUGAAAAGAUAAGGAUCACUUAUGAGGAUCUGGAACCCGUGAUCUUCACCAUUGAGGAUGCCAUAAAACAUAAUUCAUUCCUAUGCCCUGAAAAAAAACUUGAGCAAGGAAACAUUGAGGAGGCAUUUGGAAAAGUGGACCAAGUAGUUGAAGGUGAGGUCCACGUUGGCGGACAGGAGCAUUUUUACAUGGAGACACAGAGAGUGCUUGUGAUUCCAAAGGCAGAAGACAGAGAGCUGGACAUCUACGUGUCUUCCCAGGAUCCAGCCCACGUACAGAAAACAGUGUCAUCUACUUUAAACAUCCCCAUCAACAGGAUCACCUGCCACGUGAAACGAGUGGGUGGCGGUUUUGGGGGGAAAGUGGGAAAGCCAGCUGUUUUUGGAGCCAUCGCAGCCAUAGGUGCUGUCAAAACCGGUCAUCCCAUUCGUCUUGUUCUUGAUCGUGAAGAUGAUAUGCUAAUAACUGGAGGAAGACACCCACUAUUUGGAAAAUAUAAAGUGGGAUUCAUGAACAACGGGCGCAUCAAAGCUCUUGACGUGGAGUGCUACAUUAACGGAGGAUGCAUGCUGGAUGACUCAGAGCUGGUAACAGAAUUUCUUAUACUAAAGCUGGAAAAUGCAUAUAAGAUCCGCAACCUCAGGUUCCGGGGCCAAGCAUGCAGGACCAACUUACCUUCCAAUACAGCAUUCCGUGGAUUUGGCUUCCCACAGGGGACCCUGGUGACUGAAUCUUGCAUCACAGCUGUGGCAGCCAAAUGUGGCCUUCCACCAGAAAAGAUUAGGGAGAAAAACAUGUACAAAACUGUUGAUAAAACCAUCUACAAACAAGCCUUCAGCCCGGAGGCCCUGAUAAGAUGCUGGGAAGCAUGCCUGGACAAGUCAUCCUUUCACAGCAGAAGAAUGCACGUGGAUGAGUUCAAUCGGAAGAAUUACUGGAAGAAGAAGGGCCUCGCGAUUAUCCCCAUGAAGUUCUCAGUUGGCUUUGCUGCUACCAGCUACCACCAGGCUGCUGCCCUUGUCCACAUCUAUACGGAUGGGUCUGUGUUGGUCACUCAUGGAGGCAAUGAACUGGGGCAAGGUAUUCACACCAAAAUGCUACAGGUGGCCAGCCGUGAAUUAAAAAUACCCAUGUCUUACCUGCACAUCUGUGAAACCAGCACAGCAACAGUGCCAAACACAAUUGCUACAGCAGCAUCCGUUGGGGCAGACGUCAACGGCAGAGCAGUGCAGAAUGCUUGCCAGAUCCUUCUGAAACGUCUUGAGCCCAUCAUUAGGAAAAAUCCAGAAGGUUCCUGGGAAGACUGGAUUGAAGCUGCAUUUGAGAAAAGAAUCAGUCUGUCAGCCACUGGAUACUUCAGGGGCUACAAGGCCUUCAUGGAUUGGGACAAGGGGGAAGGAGAUCCAUUCCCAUACUACGUCUACGGAGCCUCAUGCUCUGAGGUUGAAAUUGACUGUCUGACAGGCGCUCACAAAAAAAUCAGAACGGACAUCGUCAUGGAUGCAUGCUACAGUCUCAAUCCAGCAAUUGAUAUUGGGCAGAUCGAAGGUUCCUUUGUUCAGGGAAUGGGCUUUUACACCACGGAAGAGUUGUACUACUCCCCAGAAGGCGUCCUGCACUCCCGGGGCCCAGAUGAGUACAAAAUUCCAACCGUCACUGAUGUCCCAGCGGAGUUUAACGUCUCCUUGCUGCCAUCCUCACAAACCCCACUAACCAUCUAUUCAUCCAAGGGCCUUGGGGAGUCUGGGAUGUUCCUGGGGUCAUCUGUGUUCUUUGCCAUCGCUGAUGCAGUGGCCGCAGCACGCCGAGAAAGAGCCAUCACUGAAGACUUCAUGGUGAAGAGCCCAGCCACUCCAGAAUGGGUUCGAAUGGCCUGUGCAGACUGGUUCACAGAAAUGGUAUGA
This is a messenger RNA of Ochotona curzoniae (black-lipped pika), 4002 nucleotides long. RefSeq names its product aldehyde oxidase 2. NCBI's taxonomy places the organism in Eukaryota, Metazoa, Chordata, Mammalia, Lagomorpha, Ochotonidae. The record is from RefSeq and is a predicted model, not a curated record. Bases 1 to 4002 code for a protein of 1333 amino acids. The transcript is spliced from 35 exons. Gene Ontology annotation, molecular function: NAD binding; iron ion binding; FAD binding.